AUGGGUCAGAGUCAAGACACUUACGGUAGUUUGCUAGUCCCAGUUGUUAUAGAUAAGAUGCCAGUUGAAAUUAAGAAGCAGUUAGCUAGUGAAAAGGGAGAUAACAGUUGGUUACUAGAAGAUCUGCGUCGUGAAAUCAAUAGGGAGAUUGGAAUCCUAGAAACAGGUAACAUCCGUAGCGAACCGGAAGUAGAGGAGUUCAGCGCAACAGCGUCAUUUCAUACAGGAGCGAACUAUAGGAAACCCCUCACGCCCACAAAUCCCGCCACCCCCAAUUACCCAAGACCCUCAACCGGAAGUUCAUCACACAGACCCGAGAUAAAGUGCUCCUUUUGUGAUAGUGACUACAAAUCCCAUGAAUGUAAAACCCACCCAGAUGCAGAAUCCCGUCUGAAAAUAAAACAUGUCCUGACCAAAUUGAUUGUGUUCGAUGUCCACAAGAACCAACUUCAUUCCGGAGUUAACAGUACCAUUACACAGAUCAGACAGAAGUACUGGAUACCAUCCAUCCGCCAGUGUGUAAGAUCGUUACUAAGGACAUGUAUACAGUGUACCAGAGUAACCGGAAGACCCUAUGCAGCACCAGACCCACCUCCCCUCCCCAAAGUCAGAGUAAGCGAAGCCCCGCCCUUCAGCGUCACAGGUGUAGAUUUCACUGGCGCAUUAUUUGUAAAGAAGGCUACCGGAAGUGAAACGAAAUGCUACAUCUGCUUUUUUACAUGCGCAUCAACAAGAGCCGUCCAUUUGGAAGUUGUACAAGACCUAUCAACCGACUCGUUCCUUCAAGCGUUUCGGAGAUUUGCCAGCCGGAAGUCGUUGCCCAUGGUGAUGAUAUCAGACAAUGCUACGACUUAUAUUGCUGCUGCUAAUCACCUUAAGAAGCUAUUCAACUCCCAAGUCGUUCAAGAGGAGCUCAGCAGAAAAGGAACAGAGUGGCGAUUUAUUCCCAAACGUGCACCAUGGUACGGUGGUUUUUGGGAACGUCUCAUUGCACUCACUAAGACGUCUCUAAAGAAGAUCCUCGGAAGACGAUACGUGUCCAUGGAGACGUUGCAGACGAUAGUGACAGAGAUUGAAGCUGUUAUCAACGAUAGACCGCUAACGCACGUAUCAUCAAGCAUCGACGACUUGGAGCCGUUAACGCCGUCACAUCUUCUUUAUGGCCGCAAGAUGACGUCACUUCCGCAUCACACACAUUUACCCGACGAUGAAAUGAUGCAAAUUCAAAGUGACCAGACGACACUAACCAAUCGGGCGAAGCAGCAGUCAGACAUCAUCGAACAGUUCUGGAGACGUUGGAAGUCGGAGUAUUUAACUGCCUUAAGAGAGUUCCACACAACAACGGGCUCUAACGAGAAACGCAUUCGGGUCGGAGAUGUCGUGCAGAUAUACGAUGAGGGACCACGUAUCCGUUGGAAACUUGCUGUAGUCCUGGAGCUGAUGACCGGAAAUGAUGGUUCAGUCCGUGCCGCGAAAAUAAAGACGAAACGUGGAAUAACAAAUAGACCAAUAGUGAAACUCUAUCCAUUAGAAACAGCCAGUGAUGUUGAAUAG
Messenger RNA from Dreissena polymorpha, 1554 nucleotides. RefSeq lists its product as uncharacterized. Gene Ontology annotation, molecular function: nucleic acid binding. NCBI's taxonomy places the organism in Eukaryota, Metazoa, Mollusca, Bivalvia, Myida, Dreissenidae. The transcript is spliced from 2 exons. The record is from RefSeq and is a predicted model, not a curated record. Gene Ontology annotation, biological process: DNA integration. Bases 1 to 1554 code for a protein of 517 amino acids.